UCCAAAUCCGCUCGCUUCCCACGCAACGCUUCGCGAAGCAUUUUGUCACUUUGUUCACUUGAUUUCGCCACGAAACGCACGGUGCGCACUGCCCAAGUGAACGCACGGACUGUUCACUCUCUUUCCUGAAGACUGAGUCGGUGAACCAAUUACAGUUAGUCAAGAGUUUGUCCACUCACCGAAACUAAAUUCGAAGUUGCCGCGGAACAGUAUUCAUUAAUAGUCUCCGAAAGAAAGCUCAAACACUAAACGGUAAAUUCUGCGCUAACAGUAUUGAUUUGAAAAGAUUUGUACAAUUUAUAUUUCCAAUAUUAUUGAUAUGAUAUCAGCAUGAAUAUACGUUAUAUGUCACGGACGCAUUACGCAUAAUUCAGGCAUUACAAAUAGACUGUAGGUGUUCGCCCACUAUAGGUGAGUUGCCAAAUGCUCUUUCCUUCAUAGACAAGCUACCAAACAGCACGGUUACUGCCGGCUGCGAAGAGAGCGCAAUGCAGUGCUCUAUAUUAACAAACCAUCUGGUGCAGCAUGUCCUAGAAGCAGACAAAGGGAACAAUGCAACACUCACGUCAUGGUGUUUCGAUGACCUUACAAGUGAUGGCGACAACUACAGCACCUAUGUGACUAGUGUCAAGGUGGCAUAUUCUCAAGGAGGAGCAGCUCUUGAAACUACAUAUGUGGCUAAGUUAAAUCCCUGCGGAAAUGUGAGUAAAUCUGGAAGUUUGACUUCCUCAAUGUUUGAGAAGGAAGGCCAGUUUUACACCAAGUUGGAGCCCGCUUUGAGUUUGGAAUUGACAGCUUUGGGUCAUGAGAGCCUUAGAGUUCCUACUUUUUUUUAUGUUUCUUUGGAUCGAGGUCAUGAAGUGAUGAUCAUGGAGAAUUUGCAAGUCCAUGGGUUCCGGAUGAAUGACCGAAAAAAAGGGCUGGAUGUUAUUCAUGCUACUUUGGUAAUACAGGAGUUAGCUAGACUUCAUGCAGCUUCAAUAUUACUAAAGAUUAACAAAGGACCCGAAUUGUUAAAUGAAGUUUUGAGCAAAGACUGGAUGAACUUCGAUAAAACAACACAUGAUUUCUUAAAACUUAAGUAUUCUGGGCAUGUUGAUAAUGCUAUUGUUACCCUGGAGAAGAUCGGGGGCUACGAUAAGACAGUUGCUUGGCUGCGAGAUUUGAAGCCUCGUGCACUAGAGAUUCUAGAAGACCAAGCCAAGGACGCAGGCCCAUUUAAUGUCGUCAGCCAUGGUGACUGCUGGAACAACAACCUGUUAUUCAGGUACAACGCCGAAGGAAAACCCGUGGAGGUAAUGCUGCUCGAUUUGCAGCUGAUUCGUCAAGCCUCCUUGGCAAUAGAUCUAAAUUUCUUUCUCUACACUAGUCUUGAUGGGCAUACAAGGAGAAGCAACAUAACCUCCUUUUUGGAUACUUACUACGAAUGUUUCAAGUCUGUCAUUGAAUCGGCCCAACGAGACAUGCCGUUCACUCAGGAAGCUUUCAAACAGGAGUUCGUUGAUAAGCACCUGUAUGGCUUUUUAUUCGCAAUUUUUAUCAUUCCACUUUCCGUGUGUAGAAGUGACCAGCUUCCAAAAGGGUUAACAGACUCCUUUGGGAAAAAACAGGAAAACCUCAUGCUCGAUAUGUUAGACAGCAAUCCGUUGUUUAGGCCACGCUUUCUCGCUCUUUUUGAUGAGAUGAUGGAAGAUGGGAUCAUCACAUGCAGCAUACCAUGAAUUCCUUUGUGAGUAACUAUGUAUGUAGGGGAUUAGACACACAAAAACACAGGCACACACACACACACACACACACACACACACACACACACACACACACACACACACACACACACACACACACACAACACACACACACA
Molecule: messenger RNA, 1861 nt
Organism: Penaeus monodon (black tiger shrimp)
Lineage: Eukaryota; Metazoa; Arthropoda; Malacostraca; Decapoda; Penaeidae
Exons: 3
Coding region: 489-1721 (410 amino acids)
Source: RefSeq, a predicted model, not a curated record